UCUUCAACCACAAAAGCAAGCGAGAAAGCUCCCAUAUCUGUCUCUUCCUCAUGGGAUUCCCAGUGGGCUACACAGAUCUCGUCUUCCCCAAGAUAUUCCUUCACGUCCUCUCUCUUCUGGGUUUCAUCCGAAAACUCAUCACCAUUCUCUUUCGCUACCUGGGUCUGCACGAUUUUCUCGAGCCCGACAUUGUUUGGCCCCACCCGGUGCCCGAAUUUCACUCGGUGUCGGCCAUGCUCAUCCGCGAAAUCCUGCCGGUCGCCAAGUUCUCCGACCUGGUGGACCCGCCGGAUAGCUGCGCCGUCUGUCUCUACGAGUUCGAGGCCGACGACGAGAUCAGGCGGCUCACCAACUGUAGGCACAUAUAUCACCGGGGAUGCCUGGACCGGUGGAUGGGUUACGAUCAGAGAACGUGUCCCUUGUGUCGAACACCUUUCAUACCUCACGAUAUGCAAGCUGCCUUCAAUGAUAGGCUCUGGGCUGCUUCUGGCAUUCCAGAAUUCUACGCUGAUUCUGAAGAAUAUCCUCAUCUUUCUUCUUUUUAGCUCUGCAAAUACUCUUCUGUGGUUUUUUUCUUCCUUCUUUCUCAUUAGUCCUUAGGCUUUACAGGGAAGAAAACCAGGAGGGAAAAAAAAAGAAAAUUGUACUGUUGAGAUAUCUGUAUAUAUACAGCAGAAAAAGAGAAAUCCAAAGCGAAGUCUCUGUAGUUAGAUGAAUUUGUAAAGUUUAUUCUCGCUUCAGAUUUUGGAUCUCA
Messenger RNA from Neltuma alba, 754 nucleotides. Its product is annotated as E3 ubiquitin-protein ligase RHA1B-like. NCBI's taxonomy places the organism in Eukaryota, Viridiplantae, Streptophyta, Magnoliopsida, Fabales, Fabaceae. Gene Ontology annotation, molecular function: ubiquitin protein ligase activity. The record is from RefSeq and is a predicted model, not a curated record. Gene Ontology annotation, biological process: protein ubiquitination. The transcript has a single exon. The coding region runs from base 51 to 545 and encodes 164 amino acids.